AUGCCAACAGUUGUAGAGGCCAACAUUGGCCCAUUUUACCUGGGCACCCUCUUCCAGCUCUUCCUCUUCGGCAUUCACUGGCAGCAAGUCUUCGACUACUAUCGCCUGUUCCCGCAAGACCGCCUGUUCAUCAAAACUGCUGUCGCAGCCGUCUUCGCCGUCGGUCUGGCCCAUGGCGCCUGCUCGAUCUAUACCGUCUGGUUCUACGCCAUCAAGGGAUACGGGCAGCCAUCGUUCAUCGCAAACUGCGUGUGGUCCUUCGCUCUUGACCCGCUUCAAACGUCCAUCGUCGCGGGCACCGUCCAGCUGCACUAUGCUUGGCGGGUAUACCUUGUGUCAAAGCGGUCGGUGUACUUGCCCACCUCGAUCGUACUCCUCACGCUCGUCCAGUUGGCUCUUGGCGUUUAUCUCAGCGUCAUAGCGCUUCAGGUCACGCCAUGGCCUCAGCUUCACCAGAAACUCGACUGGGCGGUCGGCGCCUGGCUCUUCAUCCUAGCUGCGGCAGAUGUCAUUAUCACCGCUGGACUAUCCUACUUCCUUGGUCGAGUUAGGAGUGACUUCAAGCAGACCAACAGCAUCGUCGGGAACAUCAUCCGGCUCACAAUAGCCAACAAUGCCCUCACUGCCGUCACAGCCGUGAUCUCCGGUAUUCUCUUUGUUGCCGACAAGACCUCGGCAUGGCAUGUCUUUUUCGGACUCGUCCUGAUCCGGUUCUACUCCAUUUCCUUCCUUUCCUCGCUCAAGCUCAGGAAGACAGUCGCCGGCGACAUUGCACGUCAACGCAAGCCCGCGAACGACUACAUCUCUCCUCUCCCACCUCCUUCGCCUCGUCCUACGGUCGAGCGACCCGGCUCCUCCGGCCGAGGCUUCAGCGAGAUGAAGAGCAACGGUCUGCUAGCGCCAUCGCCAGCUCGACCCGGUUUCUUCCGCACCCGUUCUCUCGACAGCUUCAGGUCAGGGAAGACCGCGCCGAGGUCCAGUGGGAGCGAGUCGAUUCCGAUCGAGAUCCGCAUCGAAUCCGAGGUGGUCGAGGAGAAGUCGACGGACUCUUGGGAUCCGACUCGCUUCUACCACAACCCGUCUCCUCCGCAACUUCAAGCGGCUGCAGAGAUGUUCCCAACAACGCCGCCGUUUGUGACGGUAGCAGAGCCCGUCGAGCAACGGACGUAG
Molecule: messenger RNA, 1170 nt
Organism: Rhodotorula toruloides NP11
Lineage: Eukaryota; Fungi; Basidiomycota; Microbotryomycetes; Sporidiobolales; Sporidiobolaceae
Exons: 11
Coding region: 1-1170 (389 amino acids)
Source: RefSeq, a predicted model, not a curated record